ACUCUCUUUCACAUGAAAACUCUUUUAUGAGUUCUGAACAGUUAACACCAAAAUUUACCGGGAAGACAAAACAAAAAGGUCAAGAAAUUCAAUAGAAAUUAUCAAUUAAUGAGAAAGAAAACCAUCUAAUUUGGGUUAAAAAUUUCAAUGGCGGAUGAUGCAGAAGGAUCUUCUCUUCUAACCCCUCCGUCUCCGAUCACUGACUCUACAGAGAUCGACCUCGAAGCAGGUCCCGGCGACCAAAUUCAGUGUCGUAUUUGCCUCGAAACUGACGGUAGGGAUUUUAUUGCGCCAUGCAAAUGUAAAGGAACAUCUAAGUAUGUGCAUCGCGAAUGUUUGGAUCAUUGGCGAGCUGUGAAGGAAGGGUUUGCAUUUGCUCAUUGCACAACCUGCAAGGCCCCUUACCACUUAAGAGUUCAUGUUGCUGCUGAUAGAAAGUGGCGUACCAUGAAAUUUCGGUUCUUUGUGACCAGAGACAUUGCCGUUAUAUUUCUGGCUGUUCAGCUUGUAAUUGCUUCACUUGCAUACUUGAUGUAUUUAAUUGAUAGCUAUCAGCAGUCAUGGCUUCGACAUGCAUGGGGCUUUGAUAAUGAGCUUAGUUUUUAUUAUAUAUGUGGAGCACUAUUGUUUUUUGCUUUGUUGGGGCUAUCGGGAUGCUUCAUUACUUGUUAUGAUCGAAGAGUUCGUAGCGAUUUGGCUCAGCCUUGUCGAGAAUUAUGUCUAUGUUGCUGUCAGCCUGGAAUGUGUGCAGACUGCCAUUUACCGGGCACCCUUUGUAUGUGGACUGACUGUACCACUUGCUUUGAGAGCUGUGCAAGUGCUGCUAGCGAAUGUGGUUGUUUGGGAGGUGCUGGUGAAGCAGGCCUACCAUUGUUAUUUAUAAUGGCUCUGAUUGUGCUGGGACUAUUUACCGUUAUUGGCAUAUUCUAUAGCGUGUUGGUGGCUACAAUGGUUGGACAACGAAUAUGGCAGAGGCACUAUCACAUACUUGCAAAAAGGAUGCUAACAAAAGAAUAUGUGGUUGAGGAUGUUGAUGGUGAGAUGACAGAAUCUGAUUGGUCUCCACCACCUCUUCCACCGGAGCAUGUUCAGCAGCUAAAAAAUCUGGGUCUUCUAUGAUUUAAAAGAGGCGACAAGUCAUUGGUUGCAAGAAUAACAAACUGUAGAGAUGGAUUGCUACUCCAUUUUGGUAGGUCAGUCCGUACUGUGCCUUUGAAUAUCUUGAGUGCAAACUAUCUCGUAGGAUCACUAGGUAAGAAAGAACCAAAAGUACCACUUUGAUGUCGUUCAAAUUAUCACAUAACGAAGUGUCCGAUUAUACGUGGAAAGUUUCUGGUACUGCUACUAUACUUCAAUUGGUGUUGGUAAAGAGAAACUGAAACAAUGUGUACUGAAAAUUACUAACAAAAGAUGCUUUUCCAUCUGUAUCAUGUCUGUAUUUAUUAACGAAAAGUUUACUCUCUGGACAAGUAACAAAAUGUGUGUGGCAAUCUUAAGUUACAGUUUCUUGCACAAA
Molecule: messenger RNA, 1516 nt
Organism: Mercurialis annua (annual mercury)
Lineage: Eukaryota; Viridiplantae; Streptophyta; Magnoliopsida; Malpighiales; Euphorbiaceae
Exons: 7
Coding region: 148-1119 (323 amino acids)
Molecular function (GO): zinc ion binding
Source: RefSeq, a predicted model, not a curated record